Molecule: messenger RNA, 948 nt
Organism: Lycium ferocissimum
Lineage: Eukaryota; Viridiplantae; Streptophyta; Magnoliopsida; Solanales; Solanaceae
Exons: 1
Coding region: 219-938 (239 amino acids)
Source: RefSeq, a predicted model, not a curated record
CCCUAUAUCGAAGCACAUAUAUAGAGUGCUAUUCAAUGAGUCCAAUGGAAACCCCCAUUAUCUCCUUGUCUUCUUCCCAUAUUGAUUUAACUUCCUCUUAAAUAAAUGGAGGAAAAUUAAAUCCUCCCUCCCUCCAUAUUGAAUAGCUUCCAUGGAUGAAAAUUCAACCAAAAUAAAUAAAUGCCAUUCUCACUAAACCACUUCAGAGUGAUAGCACUAUGGCUUCCCAUCCUCUAAUUUCCACCAUUGUUACUCUCUACACUAUAAUUCUCCUCUACUUCCCCGCAAUUGCUGCUUCUCCAUUAAUCAUUUCCACUUCUGUUCUAUUACUUUCCCUUCUCAGACUCGGUGCAGCUCAAAGAAUUUCCCAAGAGAAUAAAAAACCCGAACCCCAGGUCCCAUCAUUACAAGUUACGCCUGAUUUUGCUUACCAUCAUGAUUGCACCAACUUUAAAAAAGAUCAGGGUCCGGAACCCGUACUGGAUCCAGUUCCUAUAGGGUUUCAUGACGACUGCUUGGUUGUGGUGUCCAAUAAUGAAAAGGAUUCGGUAUUUGAGGCAGAAGAGAGACCGUUUUAUGGGGAGUGUUUUGUGGAGUGGAAUGUAAGGGCGCCAUUAGAAGUGAUAUACGAAGCGUACGAAGGAGAAGAAGAAGAAGAUGAGGGUACAGAGGAGAAGAGAAAAGAAGCAUUUGGGGUUAUUGAGAGAUACGCUUCGUUGUCUAUGUACUACCCGGAAACUGAUACGGAUACGGAUACUUCGUCGGAUGAUGGGGGUUCACCGGUCGUCGGAAACUGGGAUGAUUCGCCGGAGAAUGUGUGUUUCCCAUGGCAAGAGGAAAAUGAAGAGUUGAUAGAGAUUGAAUUGGAUUCCAAGAGAAAUAGUCAAGUUGAGGAAGAGAAUUUGAUCGAGAUUGAUCUUAGUUUUUCGGCGAGAUGAUUCGUCUAGG